Molecule: messenger RNA, 1646 nt
Organism: Solenopsis invicta (red fire ant)
Lineage: Eukaryota; Metazoa; Arthropoda; Insecta; Hymenoptera; Formicidae
Exons: 2
Coding region: 477-1421 (314 amino acids)
Cellular component (GO): nucleus
Molecular function (GO): DNA binding
Source: RefSeq, a predicted model, not a curated record
GUUAUGGGCUUACAGUUCAUAUGGUAAGAGAGCUAGCUUGGCAAGUUGCUGUAGAAAAUAACUUACCAAUACUAGAAAAUUGGAAAAAGGAAUGCAAAGCCGGAAUAGAUUGGUUUCACGGCUUUAAAAAACGUCAUCCAGUUAUUUCAAUAAGAGUGCCAGAAGCUUAUAGUAUUGCAAGGGCAAUGGCUUUCAAUAAGACUAACGUUGAAAUAUUCUUCAACAAAUUAGAAGAAGUACUUUUAAGGAGUGAUUCAUUCAAGAAUGGAUCUCGAAUUUAUAAUUUGGAUGAAACGUGCACUUCAACUGUCCAAAAUCAGAGAAAAAUCGUCUCACCAAAGGGUGUAAAACAAGUUCAUUAAAUAAAGGGCGCAGAGAGAGGGACAUCUGUUACUACAUGCGUUAUUAUUGGUGCUUUCGGUGUUGUUUUACCUCCUAUGCUUAUAUUUCCUUGAAAGAAACGUAUACCAGACUUAAUGAUAAACGCUUUUCCUGGAUCUCUUGGAUUAGAAAAUGAAAAGGGGUACAUGACAAAAGAAUCAUUUUUCCAUGUUAUGGAGCACUUCAUCAAUUGCACUAAAUCAUCUAAGCAAAAUCCUACUCUUUUAUUGUUGGAUAACGUGGAAACUCAUUUUUCUACAAAGACUUUAAAUCUUGCAAAAGAAAAUGGCGUGGUAAUAUUUACUUUUCCUCCUCACUGCACUCACAGACUUCAGCCUCUAGAUGUGGGAAUCUUUGGUCCAUUUAAGGUUCAUUAUGAUAACGCUAUUAAUUCAUAUCUUAUGAAUAAUCCUGCUAGUCCUCCUACAUUAUAUCGCAUAGCUGGUUUUGUCAAAGAGGCACUCUGCAAAGCAGUAACUCCUCAUAAUAUCAUAAAGAGUUUUGAAACAACUGGAAUCUUCCCAUUCAAUAGGAAUGUAUUUCAAGAAUCUGAUUUUAUCAUGGCUAGUAUAACAGAAAAGCCUGAUUCUUCUAAGGCAGAUUCCAUUUCCUCUCCUGAAAUAAUGACACCUACUAACAUUCUUGUUGAUAUCACUGAAGAAGGAAUCAACACAAAUAAAUUUGAUAUCAAUGUUAAUGUCAGUGAAUAUCCAUCUGCUUCCUCUUCAAAUGAGCCUUCUUUUCGUGGUCCAGCAGAUAUUCGAGGUUUACCAAAAGCAAAACAGCAAGAAAAUAAGCGAAGGAAUAAACGAAAAGGAAGAUGCAUGAUAGCAACUAAUACGCCUGAAAAAAAUGAAAUAGCUCAGCGAGAAAACGAAAAAGAAUUAAAGAAAAACAAAGCUGAAGAAAGAAGAAAAAGACAAGAACAAAAAACAGUAGAAACUAAGAAAAAUCAGAAAGGACAAAAAAAGGUGAAAAAGAAUAUAUGUUUUGAUAAUGAUAACAUGAAAAAAUUUCAGAAAAAGGAGAAUUUAUCUUAGUGUCAUUAAGACUAAAGAAAGCAAGUUUUUUGUAGAGAAUAUUAUAAAGAAAAAUCGGUUUGGAAGCCUGGAGAUAAUAACGAUCGUAUUACCUACUAAUGUUACAUAUUUCUAUCCAGUACUUGUGAUAAUUUUUUUUCUGUGAUCUGCAGUGAUCUUUAUAUGUUUAAGCAAAACCAAAGAGAGUUUGUUUUAUAAUGAUAUAUUUAAAAAAUAUAGUUUAAA